AUGAACCCAAGUGCUGGAACUUCCGAGGCGAUCCGGUUAGCUCAAGCCUCGGACUGGAAGAGUUUGCAGCGUUUAGUGGAGCGUGAUCCUGCAAGUGCCACGUACCGCGGGGACCACGGGAUGCUGCCCCUUCAUUGGGCGUGCACCGUCCGUCACGUGCCCUUGUCCCUCAUUGCAAAGCUCUUGCAAGCGUAUCCAGAAAGUGUCGCAACGAAAAACGACGGCGACUUGCUGCCGCUUCAAAUUGCCAUUCGAGCAGGAGUUCAAGCAGCUUGUCUAAGGAAAUUGGUCCGUGCGUACCCCGACGCGGUGAGCGAGCGGAUGCCGGACGGGGGGACGGCGCUGGAAAUGGCGGAAGCCACUGGACUGGAAGCAGACAAGUUGAAGGUGCUCUAUCGAGCAUACCACCGGAGCAGCAUUGUACUGCAACAGCAACAAAAGGAGCAGCAACAUGCUGCUGCGGCUGAUGAUGAUGACGUGAGUGGACGAGAGAGUGAGGGGUUGCUUGAUCUGGAACGCGUGACGAGUGAGCAGGAAGAGGGUGAAGCUUCUGGCGUGGAAAGAGUGUUGAGGGAUGAAGAUGCAGACGAUGACGUGGUGGACUGGACGGAGGCUGCUGGACCGGACCCGUUCGUGGGGAACGUCAGCUUUGGAGGUGGGUUCCUUCCUGAUGAUGAUGAUGAUGAUGGUGAGGGAGCAUCGGACACGGGUGAGGGAUCGACUUUGGAGCCACGAGACAGUAUCAGCAUGAUGAGUGAGCAGUCACUGAAUGACAUGGACGGACUUGAUACACUGCACGAUCAACUCGUGUCGCCUUCGUCGAUCAGUACUGGCAGUCGAGACGAGACGAGGAAUCCUCAUAGCGGUCGAUCUUCAUUUGAUGCUACGCAGGUUUGUUCAGGGAGUCAUCGUGGGUUACCCUUACGAGGCUUUCAGGAGUGGAGUCACCAACACUCUCCCUUGCAGCAGCGUCACACGACAUCGUCGUUGUCAGGCCAGUUUCAGAGUAACGACUUUGCUAGUGAUCGUGGACAGCAAAUAAUGAGCUCAGCCAUGAGAGCUGAUGCUGGUGUGAGGACUGCACGAGGAGGAGAAGAAGAAGAUGACGAAGUAGGAGGACGUCGUCGAGGCCACAGUCGUCACUCCUCACUCCCUGUCAUGCUCAAUCACGAACGUGUCCGACAGAAUGCUUACUCUGGAUUCCACAGUGAAGCCGAUGAUGAUGUCGAACAUGCUGACAAAGACAAUGGAUCUCCUCGUGACAGUAUCAGCCCGGGGGGAGGUGUCGUCUGCGCUCAAGUGAACCUGCAAGACCGACUUUUCCAAUCUGUCCGCGAAUUCCCUCGACGUUCCAUGCCGCGAACAGGGUCCCAAAGAAGCUCGCCACCGUUUUUCCAGAGUCGUGCAUCUCACGGGUCUAUCAAUGAUCGCGGUCACAAUGACCCUCGACCCGAGUGGAAGCAUGACGACGAGUGCUCAAUCUGCCGUGCUAGUUUCGGCAUGUUCAAGCACCGCCAUCACUGCCGCAAUUGUGGCAAAUCCAUCUGCAGUCAACACAGCGCAGGCAAGAAGAUAUCGAUGGAAGCCAAGGGGUUUACAACUCCACAGCGUGUGUGUGUCACUUGCUACGCAAUGAUCACACACAGUCGGGGACGUAAGCACGAACUCGAGCAGGCUGAGACUGACCGCGGCAACGACUCGUUGCUUGAUGUCCAUCCACAUCAACGCAUUGCACUGGGAGCUGGUGAUGACGAUCGAAACGGCGUGAGAGGUGCCUCGUUUCCAUCUGCAACUGUUGCGAUACCUGGUCGAGGUUUUGCUCGGGAAAACUCACAAAGCCCCACUAUCAGUAAUGGAAGCCCCGACAUAUCCCCGACGACUGGAACUCACGAAUGGAGUUAUCAGAAGUCAAGCGUCAUUGCAGCAGGUGAAGCAACUGGUGGAGCUGGAGAGCGUGUGACGGCGUUGAACCACGCGCCCCGACAGAAUGGAUCAUCGUCAUCAUCCCCGUUUUCUUCCUCAUCAGCUGUCCAUGAGCUGCGAAGUUUGCUCGCGUCACAACAAAAGCAGAUCCAGCAACUCGCUCAGAGCAACUUGCAGAUGCAACAGCAGCUGCUUGAACAUGAUCAUGUCAAGACUGAGACAAUGCGAUUCCUGAAUCAGCUCAUGACCCGCGUUUCGGUACUGGAACUGCAAACUGAUUGCAGUGCUCGAAUCAACAAACGGCGCAGUACUGAAACGGGUGAGAGCGAAGACGACGAGGAGUUCCCGCACGAUGAGAAUCAUAAAUAA
Molecule: messenger RNA, 2292 nt
Organism: Peronospora matthiolae
Lineage: Eukaryota; Oomycota; Peronosporomycetes; Peronosporales; Peronosporaceae
Source: the annotation of a GenBank genome assembly